UUCCCCUCUUAGAAACCACCAAUCGACUUGUAUUGGUAAGGGCGAUCUGGUUCAGAGCGAUGUGGGUAGAAGACAGUAGCAGAUUGGUGAGGCCAUUUAAAAUAGAUACGGAUGUUCCGUGUAACAUUUCUCCCAUCUCUGCCUCUUUUCUCCAUCCCUCGCGCGAUUAAGAAUCGUGCUGGAAUAUUAUCAUAAAAAGGUGGAGUUUGGUUGGAUUUUGUCGUCUCGCCAUUGGUGCAUUAUCGGCACGUCUAACCAGGGCUUGCAGUCAAGCACAAAGAACAAGCACGCGCCCUGAUUGGUCGGCGUUGAAAAUGAUAGGCAACUAUCGUGAGCCGUCGUCGCCGCGCGGAGAGACCUAGCGUCUCGUUCGCUCAACUUUUCGCCCGUAAUAUUUGUGCAUUGAGCCACGGCUACCGAGCAAAAGAGAGAGAAGAGGAGAGAGAGAGGAAUACUAAAAAAAAAAAAAAGCACAUCGGGUAAUAUUGUAUCUAUCGUUGAAUUCUUUUGCUAUUACUGUGUCGUGACGGCACAGAGAGCGCAACUACAGAAUACACGCUGUGUGAUAAUCUCUCGACUUUUGUGACCGUGGCUGUUACACGCUACUGUGUGAUACUACUACAAAUAUUCGUCGAGACCAGAGUUUGCAGCGUGUCUGUCUGAAAGUGAAGAUAUAAUCUUACAGCAUCGACCCAUCGAACACACACAAAUACUAGUCAGCUGAUAACACAACACCACAUAUUUGGUGUCCACUUCUGCUGUUUCAAGUCGCCUUGACGGUUUUCUGUAAUUUUAUCCUGCUCUGUUUUGUUGGAAGUAUACUGCAACACACAGCAUGUUUUUAUGCUAUAAAAUUGCACUUUGCCGAAACAGUUCGUCGGAUAUGUUGUGAAUUGUAAAACACUUGAGGAGAAACACAUCAAGUUGUUUUGUUUACUUUCAAUGCAAGUUUGAAGGAGUUUAAAUCGAGGGAUUGUAUUAUUUACAUUCUCCCGAUAUUCAUCGAAUUUUCAUCAAUCUGAAGAAAUUUUACAGCUGUGAAUUGUAAGCUGCGGUGUUUCUGAUCAUAUCUGGAACUGAGAUUUGUUGGAGUGGAGGGUAAACCCGCAAGCGAGGUCGCUUUAUGAGGAGCCCGUGAGCUACCGGUAAACGCCUGCUAACCUCUCCCCGACAAGUCACGCUGUAACAAGCCAUCUCCUGCUGUGCCAAUGUCGCCUUAUCAAGUGCAUCACACAUGUUCUUGCUAAACUUGGAACUGAACCUCUGAUUUGGGGUCCAGCUUACAUACUUGUGGACAAAUUCAAGUAGACGUGAAGUGGAAUAUUGUGGCAGCUCUUUGCUCCACUGACACUACACCGAACCCUUAUCACUCUCAGCGGGCUACAGUCGGCGACGAGCGACUCGCCACAAUAGGGUAGUGAUCGCAGCGGAGGCGAGCGAGAAUCAGCGGCCUUCAUGCUUUAUCACGCCGAUACCAAGCCGCUAAUCCAACCUUCAUAUUACGCCUAAGGGGCGUGAGAAACGCAGCAAGAAAUCUCCGGAAAACAACCAACCAUAUAACCCAUUUUUACUAUUUUCCAUCGUCGUUUGGCGAUCUCAGGCGUCAUCAUUCCUACUCUCGUGGGUAUCCGAUCCGUUGACGACGGGGCGAGGUGGUCGACGAAAAUGGUCCAAGUUUGUGCGGGCUGUGAACGGCCCAUCUUAGAUCGUUUCUUGCUCAACGUACUGGAUAGACCCUGGCAUGUCAAAUGUGUCCAGUGCUGUGAAUGCAAGGCUAAACUCACUGAAAAAUGCUUCUCAAGAGAGGGGAAACUCUUCUGCAAGAAUGACUUCUUCAGACGAUACGGGACAAAGUGCGCAGGAUGUCUUCAAGGAAUCUUACCUAGUGAUCUGGUGCGGAGAGCUCGUAGUAAAGUAUUCCAUCUCAACUGCUUCACAUGUAUGGUAUGUCGAAAGCAACUCUCUACGGGCGAAGAGCUUUACGUGGUCGAUGAAAAUCAGUUCAUCUGUAAAGAAGACUACCUCACAAAGUGCCAACGUAAGUCCUUUAAACCCCAUUACAACCUAAACUCCCUUUAAAGGUACUAUUUCUCCUAUACGGGCUAACAGUAGUGGUUGGAUUGUGCGUACAAACACCCGUUUAAAAAUGCGUGAGAAAAAGCAUCCUGAAAAGUUCAGGCAUAUAUUGUUUUGAAUGUUGAAAUCGAAAGAUGGAUCUGUAAUAUAUUAAUGUAUUACCUUCAAUAAUAUCACCGUGGUUUGUUCAAAUAUUUAUUCGUAAAAUUCAUGGAUUGGAUAAUUUGAUUGACUUACAAGGGCGUGUGCCAUUAUAUAUUCAAAUAAUCUGCAAAACAACCGUUCUUGGUGUUUCAUAAAAUCCAUGUUUUAACGCGUUUGCCAUGGUUUUGAUAGAGAGGGUUGCCUCAACGUAGUUGCAUUCAACGGGUUUAUCAACGCUCAAGUACUGCAUACAUUGACUUGCUGUACAUCGUACGGUCUUUAAAAUGCCGAUUUAUCAAUAGAUUUGAUUCGUCUGUAUAGACCUGAGUUUGGGAGAUAAUUAUGGGCAUGUUCUUUGAAAAUUAUACGUAUAGAAAUCCUGUCAGUAGAUCGAGUACCCUACAACACGAGGGUUUGAAUUCCAUCGAUACAAUUCACAAACAAAUUGUUGUUUAUCAUCCAACUGUGUACACGAGGGAAACAAACAACUCAAAUCAAGAAUUGGCGAAGGUGUCGCUUUUAUUCAUACCUAUCGAUCGCUAUCAGCGCUCGUACAGUUGGCAUAAAAGCGAAACUGUUGCAAUGCUUCCCCUUUCUCUAUCUCUCUAUCUCACCUUAGUGAUGGAGACCAACAAAUACACAGGUUCAAGGGCGGUCGUGCACAAAAUGCACUUUGGAGUCAGAAAAUAUAGGGGAGAAAUGGGUUUCUAUGAGAGAGAGAGAGAGAGAGAACGAUACAAAAGUCGGGACGUGCAACACUCGUCCUAUGUGUAUUUGCUUUUUCUUAGUUUUCCCCGUUUCAUAGAGGGAGAGAGAGAACGAAUGGAGACAAAGUGAAAACACGGAACGAGAAGAGAGAACAGGUGGGCUGUGGUCAAACAUGGGUCAUUGCUUUCUUACCGAAAAACAAGGACAGUUUCAUGUCAGUCCCACAUGUUGCAAAAUAUACUGGCAGUUGUACCAGCACACCAAUACAAAAUAUGAAUCUUACAAUGAGAGAAUCGAUAAAAAUGAUUUACUGCUAGAAAUCAUGCAUGCAGUUCGAAACUUCUACCAUCUUAUCGACCUUGAUUCUAUUGACUGGAA
Strongylocentrotus purpuratus (purple sea urchin) is the source of this 3306-nucleotide messenger RNA. Its product is annotated as LIM/homeobox protein Lhx1-like. Gene Ontology annotation, molecular function: RNA polymerase II transcription regulatory region sequence-specific DNA binding; DNA-binding transcription factor activity, RNA polymerase II-specific. The transcript has 2 exons. Gene Ontology annotation, cellular component: nucleus. Lineage: Eukaryota; Metazoa; Echinodermata; Echinoidea; Camarodonta; Strongylocentrotidae. The coding region runs from base 1666 to 2079 and encodes 137 amino acids. The record is from RefSeq and is a predicted model, not a curated record. Gene Ontology annotation, biological process: regulation of transcription by RNA polymerase II; neuron differentiation.